AUGUCCGAGCGCAGAGAGGGCAGAGGCAAGGGGAAGGGCAAGAAGAAGGACCGGGGCUCCGGCGGCAAGAAGCCCGCGCCCGCGGAGGGCGGCUCGAGCCCAGCUUUGCCUCUUCGAUUGAAAGAGAUGAAAAGCCAGGAGUCGGUGGCAGGCUCCAAGCUAGUGCUUCGGUGUGAGACCAGUUCUGAAUUCUCUCCUCUCAAAUUCAAGUGGUUCAAGAAUGGGAAUGAAUUAAACCGAAAGAACAAACCACAAAACAUCAAGAUACAAAAAAGGCCAGGGAAGUCAGAACUUCGCAUUAACAAAGCAUCACUGGCCGAUUCUGGGGAAUACAUGUGCCGAGUGACCAGCAAGUUAGGAAAUGAUAGUGCCUCUGCCAAUAUCACCAUCGUGGAGUCAAAUGAGGUCAACACUGGCAUGCCAAACUCAACUGCAAGAGCAUAUGUAUCUCCAGAGUCUCCCAUUAGAAUAUCAGUAACAACCGAAGGAGCAAAUACUUCUUCCUCUACAUCUACAUCUACCACCGGGACAAGCCAUCUUGUAAAAUGUGCAGAGAAGGAGAAAACUUUCUGUGUGAAUGGAGGCGAGUGCUUCAUGGUGAAAGACCUUUCAAACCCCUCAAGAUACUUGUGCAAGUGCCCAAAUGAGUUUACUGGUGAUCGUUGCCAAAACUACGUAAUGGCCAGCUUCUACAAGCAUCUUGGGAUUGAAUUUAUGGAAGCAGAGGAGCUCUACCAGAAGAGGGUGUUGACCAUCACUGGCAUCUGCAUCGCCCUGCUGGUGGUCGGCAUCAUGUGUGUGGUGGCCUACUGCAAAACCAAGAAACAGCGGAAAAAGCUUCACGACCGGCUUCGGCAGAGUCUUCGGUCCGAGCGAAAUAACAUGGUCAACAUCGCCAAUGGGCCUCACCACCCCAACCCGCCUUCCGAGAACGUCCAGCUGGUCAAUCAAUACGUAUCUAAAAAUGUCAUCUCUAGUGAGCAUAUUGUCGAAAGAGAAGUGGAGACAUCUUUUUCCACCAGUCACUAUACCUCGACAACUCAUCAUUCCACUACCGUCACCCAGACUCCGAGUCACAGCUGGAGCAACGGACACACCGAAAGCAUCAUUUCUGAAAGCCACUCUGUAAUCAUGAUGUCAUCUGUAGAAAACAGUAGGCACAGCAGCCCAACGGGGGGCCCAAGAGGACGUCUUAAUGGCAUGGGAGGCCCUCGUGAAUGUAACAGCUUCCUCAGGCAUGCCAGAGAAACCCCUGACUCCUUCCGAGACUCUCCUCAUAGCGAAAGGUUUGUGUCAGCAAUGACCACCCCGGCUCGUAUGUCACCUGUAGAUUUCCACACGCCAAGCUCCCCCAAAUCGCCCCCUUCGGAAAUGUCUGCACCUGUGUCCAGCACGACGGUGUCCAUGCCCUCGAUGGCAGUCAGCCCCUCUGUGGAAGAAGAGAGACCUCUGCUUCUGGUGACACCACCACGGCUGCGGGAGAAGUAUGACCACCACCCUCAGCAAUUCAACUCCUUCCACCACAACCCCGCGCAUGAGAGCAGCAGCCUGCCCCCUAGCCCCUUGAGGAUAGUGGAGGAUGAGGAGUAUGAGACAACCCAGGAGUACGAGCCAGCUCAGGAGCCUGUUAAGAAACUCACCAAUAGCCGACGGGCCAAAAGAACCAAGCCCAAUGGCCACAUUGCCAACAGGUUGGAAAUGGACAGCAACACAAGCGCUGAGAUCAGUAACUCAGAGAGCGAGACAGAAGAUGAAAGAGUAGGUGAAGCCACCCCUUUCCUGGGCAUACAGAACCCCCUGGCAGCCAGUCUUGAGGCAGCCCCUGCCUUCCGCCUGGCCGAGAGCAGGACUAACCCAGCGGGCCGCUUCUCGACACAGGAGGAUCUGCAGGCCAGGCUGUCUAGUGUAAUUGCUAACCAAGACCCUAUCGCUGUAUAA
This is a messenger RNA of Pipistrellus nathusii (Nathusius's pipistrelle), 1938 nucleotides long. The record is from the annotation of a GenBank genome assembly. NCBI's taxonomy places the organism in Eukaryota, Metazoa, Chordata, Mammalia, Chiroptera, Vespertilionidae.